AUGCCACAAAAACAUAGUUCAAUAAAUGCAAAAACCUCGUCGGUGAUAAUAUCACAGAAAACCACCACAAUAACGAUAACAAAACCAGCAAAGUCAGCAAAGUCAGCAAAAACAAAAAUAUCAAUAUCAGAAACCAUUCCACCCGAAAUAUUCCUCGAAAUAUGUGAUCACUUGGAACUAAGGGAUCUCUUCGCACUAUCAGGAGUGUGUAGAAGAUACCGACAACUGUUAAAUUCCACGGCAUCAACAGUCACACAACAAAUAUGGAAGUCGGCUAGACAUCGCUGUCUACCAGAUUUUAUGCUUCCUCCUCCAUGUGAUGUAAGUGAACAACGGUAUAUUUGGUUAUCUUUGGCGACAACCAGAUGCGAAUUUUGUCAGUCAAAAGACUCGAUGGCGCAUAUUUAUUGGGUAUUUCGUGUUAGAUGUUGUACCAGAUGUUUGGUUGAAAGAACGAUAAGUAAGCAGAAAUUAUUAAAAGAAGGAAAAAUUUCCAAAACGGUAAUGUCAUGUCUCCCAUACAUACACCCAUGCGACUAUCGAUUGUAUUGGCAUUCCGAUAUUCUCAAAGCACAACAAGAAUUUGAAAAUCUAGCACCCGAAGAAAUUGCAUCAUGGGUACUAAAAAAACACCAAAUCGCCUAUCAAAUAACCCACGAUGCAAAAAUCCGCGAACACGCCUACAACCAUCAACAAUAUCAAAACGGGGUAAACGUCGGCUACCAAAUCGGCUACGACAAUUGUACGCGACGUGCCGGAAUGAUGUUAAAAGAGCUUGGUCAAGAACUUCUGUGCGAUACCACAAAUCUACCGAAAUCAUCAACUUAUCGCGAGUGGGAGAAAUUUUUUGAUCCGCAUUGGGAAGAGGUCAUGUGGGAGGAAUGGCGUGUCGCUAUGAAAAAAGAAUGUGUUAGGGCGAAUAAUCGGAAGAAAGCUUUAGGUGUCAGAAUCCUUUCUGGAAAAUGUCUUCUCAGCAGCGUUCUUCAGGAAGAAAAAGCUUUGGUGUUGUUGCUUCGAGUUCUCGGAAUACAAGUACCUUUUAUUGAUUCGAUGAAAUUUGCGAGAGAUCGAGGCUCAACAAGCAGAGGAGGUACAGGUCGAAAACCUGUUAGAUAUCGUGCUGGUACUAAAGUACUUCGUGAAAUUCGAAAAUAUCAGCAAUCUACGAGUUUAUUAUUGAGGAAAUUACCAUUUGCUCGAGUUGUCCGUGAAAUUGCUGUGGAUAUGAUGACCGGCAGUGAUGGGACUGGAUUAAGAUGGCAAAGUAGUGCACUUUUAGCGUUACAGGAGGCCACAGAAGCGUUUCUUGUUCAUUUGUUUGAAGAUGCAAAUCUUUGUGCCAUUCACGCGAAACGAGUCACGAUUAUGCAAAAAGAUAUUCAAUUGGCGAGACGGAUUCGAGGUCCGUGGGGUGGCUUGGGGUAA
Ambispora gerdemannii is the source of this 1425-nucleotide messenger RNA. NCBI's taxonomy places the organism in Eukaryota, Fungi, Glomeromycota, Glomeromycetes, Archaeosporales, Ambisporaceae. The record is from the annotation of a GenBank genome assembly.